Trichechus manatus latirostris (Florida manatee) is the source of this 1674-nucleotide messenger RNA. It is a transcript of the gene CCDC116, whose product is annotated as coiled-coil domain containing 116. The transcript is spliced from 3 exons. The record is from RefSeq and is a predicted model, not a curated record. The coding region runs from base 1 to 1674 and encodes 557 amino acids. NCBI's taxonomy places the organism in Eukaryota, Metazoa, Chordata, Mammalia, Sirenia, Trichechidae. Gene Ontology annotation, cellular component: centrosome.
AUGGCCAGAUGCCGCCACCACUCCGGGUACUUGGCGGACGACGAGGCAGGUCACACCACUUACAUGGCACGGGUGCAGCCACCCAGGAAGCCACUGUUCCCGGAAAUGGGGCCAACAUCCAAGCUGGGUCACGAGCCACACCUGCCAUCACUGUACCGUCCUUCAGGCAGCUCAGUGCUCCGUGGCCACCACCGAAGCACAUGGAACACUAAGCCCUUUGGCAGCUUCCUGGACUUCCUGGUCGAGAGCCAGGUGCUGGACAGCCUGCAGACAGUGGUGGAGGAGGCAACGGAGCGCAUGGCAGCCAUGAGGACAAAAGCCGGGAACCCCCUGGUGGAAGUGCAGGACCCCAUGGAAGCACCUAGCAGCAGGCGGCGGGCACGGGCCCAGCCCAGCCUCAGCACUGUGCACCGGCACCGGACACAGCCCAGCCUCUGCACCGGGCACCUCAACAACUACCCGUCCUGCUCCAGCUCUGCGUCUGACACCCAAAGCAGCCUCUCAGCCGGCGGGCUGGGCUCACACAGCCGUGACAGUGACCUGGGUGCCCGUGGCGUAGGCCCCCUGCCCCCCAUGAGGGACAGACUGCUGCUGGAGAGGAACCUCAAGCGGCUGUUGCGGCUGGAGAACAAAGGGAAAGGCCAGAGUAAGCCCUCCUCCCAGAGGGACUCCCUGCCGUGGGACUCAAUGGGCAGCCAGGCCAGCAGCCAGUGGACGCCUGAGCAGCCCCUGUCCUGGUUCUCAGGGCUGCUGGGCUCAGGCUCGGGCACACCCACGGUGUCAGAGCUGGGGCCCGCUGAGCGGGAGCUCAUCUUCCUCAAGCGGGAGUUUAACAAGCAGAUGAAGUCGCUGCUGAGCCAGCCGGCCUACUUCGACCUGCCACACUACUGCUCUGCCCGCGAGCCUUAUCACACGCUGGACUUCUUAGCCAAGCACCACCUCUUUCCUGCCCUGCAGCACGUUGUCCAUCAGGCAGUGGACAAGCUCAGCAGUGCCCGCUGCCAUGAUGGCUGUCCCCUCUUCUCGACGGAUUACAAACCCACCCCAGACCCAGAGCCACCACUCAGCUCUGAGCUGCUGCCAGGCUCCAUGCCACCCUCGCCUGAGGAGAAUCCCAAUGACAGAGAGGAGGAGCCCUACGAGUCGCUCCCCACCACAGCCUCCAGCCCCAAGAUGGGUUCCAGAAACAGCGUCAAGGGCAGAGGACGGGGAAAAGUAAAGGAAGGGGGCUCUCCCAUGUCUGGCACCCAGGUGGCCACCAAAUUCAGGCUCAAGGUGACCCCCACAGAGGAGUUCAAGGUCCCUGGCACCUCAUCCCCCGGGCAUGAGGUGCCUGACCUGGAGCUCAGAGAGCAGAACCCACCCCUGCCCACCUCUGGGACCCCAAGCCCGAGCCAGAGAGCCCAGCCCUGGCGGGGCCUGCACCUCACUCUGCCCACCCCCGGGAUCAUGGUGGACAUGCCCUCAAGCCAUGCCUGGCUCUCCUCCCUGGAGCCUCCUCCGCUGGCCUCUCCCUGCCAUCUCUUCUCCACACUCUCCCCACGACCCUCCACAAUAGGAAACUUCUCCCCAUCUUCCACCUCACUGUGUCCAGAGGUAACCUCCUUGAGGAGGGGUCUGGAGGCCUGGGGGACGGCUCUGCAGAGGGAGGGCUCCUUCACCCACCACUCCUAG